AUGACGAAAGGAGGAGCUACGACUGUCAAUUUAGAACAAGACAAGUUUGAUAAACUUAAGAUUUUUGGAGGGAAGAAAAUAACUUCAACGUACCAUAAUAAACUCUCCCUCUCGAAUUACCGAAUUCCCCCCCCCCACUGCCGAUCUUCUCGGCCCCUAACCUCCGUAUUCCUCGUCCUCCUCAUCGGCUCCGUUAUCAAUUCCUCGGCUACUUACGACCCCAUUAUCCGAUUCCCGACGACAAGAACAAUGACAGUCGACAGCCGAUCCCACAGUGACGACGACAGCCUUUACUGUGCAAGCUGGCAUUUAGCCGCCGAGACCAAUAACGCCGGGGUUUGGACCCAAAUCCCCUCCCGUUGCUACUCCUACGUCAAAUAUUACAUGACCGGUAAACGCUACGAUUCCGACUGCGAGGUCGUCGCUAAUUUCUCCCUCGCUUUUGCCUCCACCGUCCAGAUAGAUCCCGAUGGGAAGGACGCAUGGAUCUUCGACAUCGACGAGGCGUUGUUGACCAAUUUGCGCUACUAUAUGGAACACGGCUUCGGAUCAGAAAUCUUCAAUGAGAGCUGUUGGGAUAAAUGGGUGGCAUUAGCCAAGGCCCCAGCUAUUCCAUCAAGUUUGAACUUGUAUAAUGCAUUGAAGCAGAUGGGGUUCAAAAUAUUUGUGCUUACUGGCCGGAGUGAACAUCAGAGGCAGGACACCAGCAAGAAUCUUGAGCUCGCUGGCUAUACCGGGUGGGAAGGGCUUAUCUUGAGAGGAGCUUCAGAUAAAGGGAUACCAGCGACCGUAUACAAAUCAGAGAGGAGAUCGGUUCUAGUAAAUGGAGGUUACAGGAUUCAAGGGAGUACUGGAGAUCAAUGGAGUGACUUGCUGGGUUUUGCAAUGGCAAAACGUUCCUUUAAAUUGCCAAAUCCAAUGUAUUACAUACCAUAAACAAAUGUAGAAAUGGCAAUUGCCUGCAACUUAUUGUUGUAACCCACAUCCUGAUGUGCAAAUUUAAUGACUAGCUUAUUUAGCAA
Hibiscus syriacus is the source of this 1022-nucleotide messenger RNA. RefSeq names its product acid phosphatase 1-like. The transcript has 4 exons. Gene Ontology annotation, molecular function: acid phosphatase activity. NCBI's taxonomy places the organism in Eukaryota, Viridiplantae, Streptophyta, Magnoliopsida, Malvales, Malvaceae. Bases 1 to 936 code for a protein of 311 amino acids. The record is from RefSeq and is a predicted model, not a curated record.